This is a messenger RNA of Trematosphaeria pertusa, 351 nucleotides long. Its product is annotated as glycoside hydrolase family 71 protein. Gene Ontology annotation, molecular function: glucan endo-1,3-alpha-glucosidase activity. The record is from RefSeq and is a predicted model, not a curated record. The transcript has a single exon. The coding region runs from base 1 to 351 and encodes 116 amino acids. NCBI's taxonomy places the organism in Eukaryota, Fungi, Ascomycota, Dothideomycetes, Pleosporales, Trematosphaeriaceae.
AUGGUAGGAUUUGAAGCUGCCAGUAGCAUGCGCCUAGAUACUGCAAAACUGGCAGACGAAUUAUCCCUAAGCAUGUGUCUCCAGGAUAAGGUCUUCUUUACAGCGCUGAUCAAGUCGCUUCCUGCUACCGUCAGCGUACAGAGUGGCGGUAAACCCCCGACGAGCUUCCAAGCCACCAAGACGGGCCUCAACCAUUCCUCGCAGCCUUUCAACGUUCAAAAUGGGGCGGUUAUAGUCACUAUCGGUAGGAAUGGUGCCGCCGCGGUGCAGGGAAGUAGCAGAGCUUUGAUGUCUAGUCCGAGAAGUGGGAAUGCGGAUUACAAUGCUUGGGUUGGAAGCGCACUUGCGUAG